This is a messenger RNA of Cadophora gregata, 423 nucleotides long. RefSeq lists its product as uncharacterized. The record is from RefSeq and is a predicted model, not a curated record. The coding region runs from base 1 to 423 and encodes 140 amino acids. The transcript has 3 exons. NCBI's taxonomy places the organism in Eukaryota, Fungi, Ascomycota, Leotiomycetes, Helotiales, Ploettnerulaceae.
AUGCCUUUUACACUCACAGAAGCACACGUCCGAGGGUUUCUAGACCCAGCAAGUCGUGGCGAUUGGGUUCCUUUCGUGACAGCCAUUGAUCCAAACGUUCGCUGGACCAUCGGAAGUCUGAGAGAAGACUUGACUUGUUGCACUGGAGUUUUCAACCUCCAAGACUGGCUAGAGAAAGUUUCGCCUCCCAUGCAGGCACGACUACAGGGCGCGCUGGAGAUGAAGAUUGAAGCACUGGAUGUUAUCGGUAACAAAGCGAUUAUAGAAGCAACUGGGUUUGCUGUGCAGAAGAAUGGGAAUCCAUAUGACCAGAUGUACUGUUGGAUUAUGAAAUUUGAUGAUGAGACGGGAAAGGUCGUGGUGAUCAAUGAGUAUUUGAAUACGGCGUUGGUCAAGGAGGUGUACGAAACGAAUACAGUGUAA